Molecule: messenger RNA, 2706 nt
Organism: Beta vulgaris subsp. vulgaris (sugar beet)
Lineage: Eukaryota; Viridiplantae; Streptophyta; Magnoliopsida; Caryophyllales; Amaranthaceae
Product: ABC transporter G family member 22
Exons: 10
Coding region: 1-2238 (745 amino acids)
Cellular component (GO): membrane
Molecular function (GO): ABC-type transporter activity; ATP binding; ATP hydrolysis activity
Source: RefSeq, a predicted model, not a curated record
AUGAUGGACAAGAUGAAUUCCACCAUGGGGUUAGUCCGGACAAAGUCGGACCAACUAGUGGAGACGGUGGCGGCAGCGAUGGCGGCGAUGAAGUCCUCACCAUCAGGGGAGGGGACUACGGGGACAACCCCAACCGUAGACGGAUCACGAAAAUCAAGCCGUAGGAUAACCUCCCCAGGGGGUGCCAACUCCAGCAGCAGGCACUACAAUACACACAUUAGGAAGACAAGGAGCGCUCAGUUGAAGCUUGACAUCGACGAUCUCAGCAAUGGUGCGGCCCUUAGUAGAGCCUCUAGUGCUAGUUUGGGCCUUUCCUUCUCCUUCACUGGCUUCAACGUGCCUCCUGAAGAUAUAGUUGAUUCCAAACCCUUCAGUGAUGAUGAUAUUCCCGAGGACAUUGAAGCAGGACCACGUAAGAAGAAGAUUGACGCAGAACCAACUUUGCCGGUCUACUUGAAGUUCAAAGAAGUGACAUACAAGGUCAUUAUUAAAGGAGUGACAAAAACUGCAGAGAAGGAGAUCUUACAUGGGAUCACAGGUUCAGUGCAUCCUGGAGAAGUGCUGGCUCUGAUGGGCCCUUCAGGAAGUGGGAAGACUACGCUUUUGAAUGUGCUCGGAGGAAGGCUAACUCAGCCCAAAGCUGGUGGUUCUGUUACUUACAAUGAUCAACCAUACUCAAAGUACCUGAAAAGCAGGAUAGGAUUUGUGACUCAAGAUGAUGUUCUUUAUGCUCACCUGACUGUGAGAGAAACCCUCACAUAUGCUGCAUACCUACGACUGCCAAAAACAUUAACAAAGCAGCAAAAGGAACAGCGGGCUUUGGAUGUCAUCUGCGAGCUGGGGUUAGAGAGGUGUCAGGACACAUUGAUAGGCGGUUCCUUUGUACGUGGAGUUUCGGGUGGAGAGAGAAAGAGAGUUUGUAUUGGUAAUGAGAUUUUAAUCAACCCUUCGCUUCUCUUCCUAGAUGAACCAACCUCGGGUUUGGAUUCUACAACCGCUUUAAGGACAAUCCAGGUUUUGCAAGAUAUAGCUGAGGAUGGGAAGGCGGUGAUAACUACUAUCCACCAACCAUCAAGCAGGCUGUUUCACAAGUUUGAUAAAUUGAUCCUUCUUGGAAAAGGAAGCUUGCUUUAUUUUGGAAAGGCAUCACAAGUGAUGAACUACUUCUCCGCCAUAGGGUGUACCCCUCUGAUAUCAAUGAACCCAGCAGAAUUCCUCCUGGACCUUGCUAAUGGGAACAUAAAUGAUGUAACUGUACCAUCUGAAUUAGAAGAUAAAGUACAGAUAGACGACCCGGGAACUGAAAGAACGAAUGCCAGACCAUCUGCAGCUGUAAUACAUGAGUAUCUAGUGGAAUCAUACGAAUCACGAGUUGCAGAGAAAGAAAAGAGAAAGCUUAUGGCUCCUCUACCUAUUGACGAAGAAUUCAAAUCAAAUUUAUCUUCUGUAAAACGAAAGUGGGGAGCAAGCUGGUGGCAACAAUAUUCCAUUUUAUUCAGGAGAGGAAUCAAAGAGCGAAAGCACGAGUAUUUUAGCUGGCUAAGGGUAACCCAAGUUUUGGCCACUGCAGUUAUACUUGGAUUGUUAUGGUGGCAGUCAGAUAGCACAACGGAAAAGGGACUAGAGGAUCAGGCAGGGCUGCUUUUCUUUAUUGCUGUCUUUUGGGGAUUCUUUCCAGUCUUCACAGCAAUUUUUGCAUUUCCUCAGGAGAGAGCCAUGCUUCUGAAAGAAAGAGCAGCUGACAUGUAUCGACUAAGUGCCUAUUUUCUUGCAAGGACAACAAGUGACCUUCCACUUGACCUCGUCCUUCCUGUUCUCUUCCUGCUCGUAGUCUACUUUAUGGCAGGCCUGAGGCUUGAUGCUGGAACAUUUUUCCUAACCGUGCUGACAGUUUUUCUUUGCAUUAUAGCUGCACAGGGACUUGGACUGGCUAUAGGUGCUUCAUUAAUGGAUAUAAAGAAAGCAACAACUCUAGGUUCUGUUACAGUAAUGACUUUCAUGUUGGCUGGUGGUUACUUUGUUAAGAAAGUUCCGAUAUUCAUAUCUUGGAUCCGUUAUCUCUCUUUCAACUACCACACCUAUAGGCUACUCCUCAAAGUACACUAUGAGCAUCAUAUUGAACCCACAAAUAUGAUGAUUUUUGACAGUGGCUUAGAGGAGGUUGGUGCUCUGAUUGCCAUGGUGUUUGGCUACCGACUGUUAGCUUACAUAUCUCUAAGGAGAAUGCAGCUCCAGUGAAAAUAAGCUAAGAUUUACUUGUCAUUUCAUUGGAUUACAAGCAAGGCACCUUCGAUAUUUUACUUUGACACCUGCAAAUACCAAGGGAGAAAAUUAUGUCAUAGUCAGAGUGAAAAGAGGGUGCGAAAGUCAGGAUGCUGAUCCAACUUCAGUUUCCCAUGCACAUCUAGUUAGCACUUCGUUCAGUCCAGCAAACAGCAUAGAGAGCUACAAGAUACUUUUCCUAUGUAUGGAGAUAUAAUAUACAAACGUUCUUGAGAUAAGCUUUUUUCUAGUAAUCUCAGUCUCAAAAUCUCAACUUUAUCCAAUGUAUAAUGACGUUCUUUAAUUAGUGUAACCAUCUCCAAAUCAUGAAGAAACAGUUAACUGAUUCAGUGAAGACAAGACAAAGUUGGAGUUCAGUUAGUUGGGCAUGUUAAAGCAGAAAACAACUUCUAUAUAUAGAGCAUUAUUGUUCUUUUUUGUACA